CGGGCCGCGCGGGCCAGGUGCGGCGUCGCGGGGACUGUGGCCAGCGCUGUGGGGAGCGAGGAGGAAGCAGCUGAGCUGGGUGCACUGAGAAGGCCUCGGCGGUGCCCAUGGCUGGCCAGGACCCCGCGCUGAGCACGAGUCACCCAUUCUACGAUGUGGCCAGACACGGCAUCCUGCAGGUGGCAGGGGACGACCACUUUGGAAGACGAGUCGUCACGUUCAGCUGCUGCCGGAUGCCCCCCUCCCACGAGCUCAACCACGGGCGCUUGCUGGAGUAUUUGAAGUACACACUGGACCAGUACGUGAAGAAUGAUUACACCAUCGUCUACUUCCACUACGGGCUGAACAGCCGGAACAAGCCGUCCCUGGGCUGGCUGCAGAGCGCGUACAAGGAGUUUGACAGGAAAUACAAGAAGAACUUGCAGGCCCUGUACGUGGUGCACCCCACCAACUUCAUCCGAGUCCUGUGGAACAUCUUCAGACCCCUCAUCAGUCACAAGUUUGGGAAAAAAGUCACCUAUGUCAACUGCUUGAGCGAGCUCCGUGAACACCUCAAAUGCGACCAGCUGCUGAUCCCCCCGGAAGUUCUGCGGUACGACGAGAAGCUCCGGAGCCUGCACCAGGGCCAGCCUCCUCCCGCCGCCAAGACGCCGCCACCAAGGCCCCCUCUGCCCACCCAGCAGUUUGGUGUCAGUCUGCAAUACCUCAGAGACAAAAAUCACGGCGAACUCAUCCCCCCUGUGCUGAGGUCCACGGUGACAUACCUGAGAGAGAAAGGACUCCGCACCGAGGGCCUGUUCCGGAGGUCAGCCAGCGGGAAGCCCGUGAACUUUGACGACUAUGGGGACAUUCAUGUCCCUGCUGUGAUCCUGAAGACCUUCCUGCGAGAGCUGCCCCAACCGCUGCUGACCUUCGAGGCCUACGAACAGAUCCUUGGCAUCACCGGUGUGGAGAGCAGCCUGCGCGUCGGCCACUGCCGCCAGAUCCUGCGGGGCCUCCCGGAGCACAACCACGCCGUCCUCAGCUACCUCAUGGGCUUCCUGCAUGCGGUGUCCCGCGAGAGCAUUUUUAACAAAAUGAACAGCUCCAACCUGGCCUGUGUCUUUGGACUGAAUCUCAUCUGGCCGUCCCAGGGGGUGUCCUCCCUGAGUGCCCUCGUGCCCCUGAACCUGUUCACCGAACUGCUGAUCGAGUACUACGAGAAGGUCUUCGUCGCCCAGGAGGCCCCCAGUGCUGCGGGAGCAGGCAAGCAGGGUGGCCCCGUCGCCAAAGGGAAUGCCGCAGACAGAUGUGCCGCAGGCCAUGCCACGUCCAUCCCGCCCCCGAGUCCCCCGACAGCAGCCAGGAGACACCGCUAGCGUUGGAAACACACCAUCGCUGCCGAUCGUCUGUGCACAUGCGUUUUAUAAACCUGCUGUCUGUUAAAAUGACCAGGCAUUAAACAGACUCAGA
Propithecus coquereli (Coquerel's sifaka) is the source of this 1452-nucleotide messenger RNA. It is a transcript of the gene ARHGAP8, whose product is annotated as Rho GTPase activating protein 8. NCBI's taxonomy places the organism in Eukaryota, Metazoa, Chordata, Mammalia, Primates, Indriidae. The coding region runs from base 108 to 1358 and encodes 416 amino acids. Gene Ontology annotation, cellular component: cytoplasm. Gene Ontology annotation, molecular function: GTPase activator activity. Gene Ontology annotation, biological process: negative regulation of endocytic recycling; small GTPase-mediated signal transduction. The transcript has 12 exons. The record is from RefSeq and is a predicted model, not a curated record.